GCCUGGGCCGCUCGCGAGGGCCGCGCGGGGCCAGAAGGAUGGGCCAAGCGGCGGGGGAGAGCCCCUUUUCAUGGUUUCGAGAAGCGAAGGGCUGCUGCCGCUUCUGCUGCCGCUGAGAGGAAGCCUCGGGCCGAGGAGGGAGCGGCACCCCCCGAGUGUCUGCACGGAGCCCCGCCUCUGACUGCCUGGGCUGGGCGGGGACAAGGCAAGGCCAGGCCGGCACCAUGUGCUGGAGGCGCCAGGCGGACUAAAGCAGCGGCUUCCUCCUCGCCUUUCUUCUGCGCUUCCGAGCAAAGCCGGCCCGGCCUGAUGGCAGCCGAGGUGGCGGCGGGGGGCCCCAGCGCCCGGCUGCCCUCGUCCCCGGCGCGGAGGGACUUCUACUGGCUCCGCUCUUUCGUAGCGGGAGGUGUUGCAGGAUGUUGUGCCAAAACCACCAUUGCACCUUUGGAUCGAGUCAAGAUUUUAUUGCAAGCUCAUAAUCGUCAUUAUAAACAUCUAGGUGUGCUUUCUACAUUGUGUGCUGUCCCAAAAAAGGAGGGCUACCUAGGAUACUACAGAGGAAAUGGAGCAAUGAUGAUUAGAAUCUUUCCAUAUGGUGCAAUUCAGUUUACAGCAUUUGGUCAAUAUAAAAAGAUGAUAAAGAAGAAGCUUGGCAUUUCUGGACAUGUACAUCGGUUAAUGGCUGGUUCCAUGGCAGGUAUAACCGCAGUAAUUUGUACUUAUCCUCUUGACAUGGUGAGAGCACGUCUGGCAUUCCAAGUGAAAGGGGAUCAUAAGUACACUGGGAUUAUCGAUGCUUUCAAGACCAUUUACACAAAGGAAGGUGGCGUGCAAGGAUUUUAUCGAGGGCUUAUGCCAACAGUCGUGGGAAUGGCUCCGUAUGCAGGUUUCUCCUUUUUUACCUUCGGUACCUUAAAGAGUGUGGGACUUGCCCAAGCCCCUGCCUUGCUUGGGAGGCCUUCGUUAGAUAACCCUGAUGUCUUAGUUUUGAAAACUCAUGUAAAUUUGCUGUGUGGUGGCAUAGCUGGAGCAAUAGCACAGACAAUAUCUUAUCCUCUUGAUGUAACGCGUAGACGAAUGCAGUUGGGCGCCGUGCUUCCAGAUUCUGAAAAGUGCCUUACAAUGGUACAGACACUGAAGUACGUUUAUGGAAACCAUGGAAUACGACAAGGGCUAUACCGUGGCCUGUCUCUGAAUUAUAUCCGUUGUAUUCCCUCACAGGCGGUGGCCUUCACCACUUACGAACUCAUGAAACAGUUCUUGCACCUCAAUUAAAAACAGGAAUUUAAUUGAAAAAGUGCUUCUCUUCUUGUUGCAUUUAAUGGACUAAAAUUUCCAAUUUCCAAUAAUUAUCACUGGAGAAGCACUGGUAUUUAUACUCGUCUCUUCUACCAAAAAAAAAAAUGAAGAAUGGUCUAAAAGUGGAGAAUUCCGCUUGGAUAAGAUAUGUGGGCAUUGAACAAACAGCACCUGAACAUGUAAACCGCUUGAUCAAAAUACAGUCAAAUUUAAUAAACAGAAACUUAUCAUGAAAAGGGAAAUAAAUUUUAUACAGUUUCCAAAUAACGACAUAUUUUCCAUUAUGUUUCAUGCGUUUAUUUUAAAAAUUGGGUGCGUAUUGUAACUUAAAAUAUAGGUAUAUAAUCACAAAAUUCUUACUUGCAAACUAGUUCCACUGGAUCCUGUGAUUCCUGCUUCCAUACAAUUGUGUUUAGGAUAAAAAGUCUUUCUGCAACCCACAAGCUGCUUACUUUAUAGGGUUGGUGUUUUUUUUUUUUACUGAAUUUCUGUUUAUGGAUCACAUUCUAACUGUAUUUCUUGAAUUUUGAAAAUUGUCUUUCUAUGAUACAGAUCUGGGAUUCAAAGUAUUACUUAAUCCCUUUUUGUAAGAAGGUUGUGCUAGUCCAGUGCAGUGUUUCUCUUAAAUAUGGACUGUCUGCUGUAUUGCAAAUGUUGCCGGUGGAGGUGGUAGUAAAGAAAAUGAA
Messenger RNA from Sphaerodactylus townsendi, 1985 nucleotides. RefSeq names its product solute carrier family 25 member 16 (gene SLC25A16). Gene Ontology annotation, cellular component: mitochondrial inner membrane. The record is from RefSeq and is a predicted model, not a curated record. Lineage: Eukaryota; Metazoa; Chordata; Lepidosauria; Squamata; Sphaerodactylidae. The coding region runs from base 310 to 1275 and encodes 321 amino acids. The transcript has 9 exons. Gene Ontology annotation, biological process: transmembrane transport.